AGUUUCAAAGAAUCUGCAGAAAGGAGGUGAAACUACUGGGAUUGUCAGUGAUGGGAGAUGUCACCAUCGCAAAAUCAGAAUAUGAGCCAAGUGAGAAAUUGAUUUCCAAGGUCCAGGAUUUUCAAGAAGAUGAGGAACUCUUCAGAUAUUGCACCCUCCCUGAGAUUCUGAAAUAUGUAGAGUGCUUCACUGGACCCAAUAUUAUGGCCAUGCGUACAAUGCUGAUAAAUAAACCUCCAGAUUCUGGCAAGAAGACAUCCCGUCCUCCUUUGCACCAGGAUCUGCACUAUUUCCCCUUCAGGCCCAGCAAUAGCAUCGUUUGUGCCUGGACAGCCAUGGAGCACAUUGACCGGAACAAUGGCUGUCUGGCUGUGCUGCCAGGGACACACAAAGGCCCCUUGCAACCCCAUGAUUAUCCCCAGUGGGAGAGAGGAAUCAGCAUCAUGUUUCAUGGGAUCCAGGACUAUGACAAAAACAACGCCCGGGUGCACUUGGUGAUGGAGAAGGGAGACACCGUCUUCUUUCACCCUUUGCUCAUCCAUGGAUCUGGUUGGAACAAAAGUCAAGGAUUCCGGAAGACAAUUUCAUGCCAUUUUGCUGAUGCCAACUGUCACUACAUUGAUCUGAAGGGCACCAAUCAGGAAAAUGUUGGAAAGGAAAUGGAAGAGGUAUUCUGUAAAAUCUAUGGACUGAAAAAUGCCAGCUGAAGGUAUGUCUGUAUGAAAUGACAAGGUAAAGAUCUCGUUUUUUUCUUUUCUUCAGAUGUUUAAUACUUCUCCUACCUGAUUCAGUUUGAAAAUAUAAAGUGCUUGGGUUUACAGCUUGUUUCAGAAACAUCGCUGAGACGUCCUGGAAUGACAGUGGGGCUUGUUUCUACUACUUGUUUCCCUAGUGUGGGGGACCUGGAUUCUGUAAGUCUAAGGGCUAUCCUGUUGUAUGCAGGCCAUCAUGUUUCAAAACAGAUAGGUAUGAGAGGAAAUAGCACAAUCACAGGUCAGGAAAUGGAGGACAAAGUGACCUUCCGAAUGCACAGAUGUUAAAGGUUUGGGCUGUCGAUCAUUAAGCCUCCUUUAUUUGUGAAGAAGAGAGUAUGUAUGUAUGUGGAAUUCCAGUAAGACUCUCAGAAAGCAAUUCUCAAGCAAGUGUUUGUUUGGCUCAGUUUGCAUUGGGAGUUUAAGGAAAGCCUGCAUGUAGCAGAGAUGGGAGAUCACUGAUGGUUCUCAUAGCAGUGUAAGAGAGUAUUUCAUAUGCCUGCCUAAUUAAUACACCUCACUAUAGAUUAUUUAUUUUUAACUAGUGAACAUUCCAUGCUGUUGCUGAUCAAUAACAAGUUAGCAGUCAAGGCAAAUAAACAAACUUAUUUGCAUUGUAGAUGAUUAUAUUUUAGGCCCUGAACCAAGAAGCUGAUCCUAUUUGGUAAACGUGCCUGCAGUUCAGUUCAGUUCAGUUCAGUCGCUCAGUCGUGUCCGACUCUUUGUGACCCCAUGAACUGCAGCACGCCAGGCCUCCCUGUCCAUCACCAAUUCCUGGAGUUCACUCAA
Molecule: messenger RNA, 1541 nt
Organism: Bubalus bubalis (water buffalo)
Lineage: Eukaryota; Metazoa; Chordata; Mammalia; Artiodactyla; Bovidae
Product: phytanoyl-CoA dioxygenase, peroxisomal-like
Exons: 5
Coding region: 51-707 (218 amino acids)
Biological process (GO): fatty acid alpha-oxidation
Molecular function (GO): phytanoyl-CoA dioxygenase activity
Source: RefSeq, a predicted model, not a curated record